Prinia subflava (tawny-flanked prinia) is the source of this 3361-nucleotide messenger RNA. RefSeq names its product pipecolic acid and sarcosine oxidase (gene PIPOX). Gene Ontology annotation, molecular function: sarcosine oxidase activity; L-pipecolate oxidase activity; flavin adenine dinucleotide binding. Lineage: Eukaryota; Metazoa; Chordata; Aves; Passeriformes; Cisticolidae. Gene Ontology annotation, cellular component: peroxisome. The transcript is spliced from 8 exons. The coding region runs from base 982 to 2160 and encodes 392 amino acids. The record is from RefSeq and is a predicted model, not a curated record.
CCUGGGCAUUGUGGUGAUGCUGAGACUGGGAUGCACUCAUUGCAGCACUGGUCGUGGGCAGUGGGGUGGAUGAGGGGUCUGGGGGGCCCCCCAACCUCUGCCUGUGCUGCCCAUCCUCCUCCUCUCACCUCCCCAUCUCUGUGAGCUGCCAGUUCUGCCUUUGCGCAGUGUCGGGGUGUCCCUCUGACCUGGUGGGAGCCUCCAGUGCUCCCUGAUUUCUUCAUUCAUCACCAGAGGCAAGCGGCAAAAUAAAUAAUGAUAUUUAACAUUUUGUAAUAAAGACAAUUAACCAGUAAAUAAUGCCUUUUACACCACAGAAGCCAGAGUAAAUUAAUUCCCCUAAUUAGCUGUCAGGCAGCAUGGGACAGCAGUGGGCAAAACUGGCAGCCCCUGCCUGUGUUAUCCUCCACUCCAAGGCAUUCUCCCCAAGCCCCAGUCACACCCCAAAAUUUUAGACAUUUACAAAAUCCACCAUGCCACAUCCUGGCAGCUCUGGUGAGCCCUAAAUCACCCCUAUCUCCAGUUAAAAAAAAAUAACAACAAAAGAUGGCAACAAAAUGGUUUAUGGCUGUAAUAAAUUGUGCUGGAGGAAAAAAAGCCCUGUUUGCCUGGAAGCAAGGAGGGGUUUCCCAUUGGCACACAAAUGGAAGCCCUGUGUCCCACCACAGCUGGAGCCAGCAGUGACCAGAGGAAAGGGGGAUUUAUUUGGAGCAGUUUUCCUUCACAUCUAUGCCACCCGUUCAUUCUGAUCAGCUGAACUGCCCGCCCUGGUGGGACCAGGUGCUGGUGUUGGUGGGAGAAUGAGAAUGUUCCUGCCUGGCUGGCCCCAAGGGGUAGGAAAAACGAGGCCCCUGUGUCCCCACAAAGCUGGAAAUUGGCCAAGGCUCCACCACCCUCUCGGCUUGGCUGGACUCUGCCCCGUUCCUCCCCUUGGCUCACACCCCAGCGGCCACAGAGACAGAAGCAGGGACGAGGACAGACAUGUCUGCCCCAAGCCAGCCCCAGAAGUCCACCUACGAUGUCAUUGUCAUUGGGGCGGGCAUCCAGGGCUCUUUCACUGCCUACCAUCUGGCCCAGCGCCACAAGGACACUCUGCUGCUGGAGCAGUUCCUCCUGCCCCACUCUCGGGGCAGCUCGCACGGGCAGAGCCGCAUCAUCCGCAGCGCCUAUCCCCAGGAGUACUACUCCCGCAUGAUGCCCGACUGCUUCCGCCUCUGGCAGCAGCUGGAGGCAGAGACCGGCACCACCCUCUACAGGCAGACCGGACUGGUGCUGCUGGGGCCGCCGGGAGAGCCGGAGCUGGAGGCCUGCAGGAGGAGCCUGGGUGGUGGCGAGGUCCUCGACGCUGCGGCGCUGGCCCAGCGCUUCCCCGGCUUCCGGCUGCAAGCUGGCCAGGUGGCCGUGCUGGACAGCUCUGCCGGGGUGCUCUUCGCUGACCGGGCACUGCGGGCUGUGCAGGAGGAGUUUCGCCGGCACGGGGGCACCCUGCGGGAUGGGGAGAAGGUGCUGCGCAUCAAACCUGGGGCCACGGUCACUGUCACCACCACCUCUGGGGUGUACAAAGCCCCCCGGCUCAUCAUCACGGCUGGACCCUGGACCGGUGCCUUUGUGGAACAGCUGGGUCUCCGCCUGCCGCUGCAGCCCCUGCGCAUCGACGUCUGCUACUGGAGGGAGAAGCAGCCUGGGAGCGCCGGCCUGGGCACUGUCACUCCCUGCUUCUUGACCCUGGGGCUGAGCCAAGCCCCCCACGGCAUCUACGGCCUGCCUUCCAUUGAGUACCCAGGUCUGAUGAAGGUGUGUCACCACCAUGGCAGCCCCAUUGACCCAGAGAAGCGGGAUCAGGUCUCCUCGAGUGCCCCCCGCCCUGACAUCAACGUCCUGAGCAGCUUCAUCAGCAGCUAUUUGCCCGGGCUGGAGACCCAACCAGCGGUGAUGGAGACCUGCCUCUACACGAACACUCCAGAUGAAGAUUUCAUCCUGGACCGGCACCCCAAGUUCAGCAACAUCGUCAUUGGCGCAGGCUUCUCAGGCCAUGGGUUCAAGCUGGCACCAGUGGUGGGGAAAUUGCUGUGUGAGCUGAGCCUGGGCGAGGAGCCAUCCUACAACAUGACCCACUUUGCCAUCACUCGUUUCCCCGGUGUGCUUGGGGCUGCACAGUAGGUGUGGGCUUCCAGAUGUGCUCUCAUGGCAUCGCACAUCCUGUGUCCCUGCAUCCCAGUGUCCUCACACCCAGUACACCUCCAACCCAUGUAUCUCCAUCUCCCUGCACCCUGGGGACUCCCAACAUGCUGCACUCCUCCAACCCUGCACCCCUGAUACCCUGCAUCCCCAUGUCCCCAUAUUCCACCAUCCCAGCACCUUGGCAUCCUUGCUGCCCCACAUCCCUGCACCCUGGUACCCUGCCUCCCCACAUCCCAGUGCCCCAGCAUCCCCCGUGCCAUGCGGUGCCAAGCCAUCUCUACCAAGCACCCACUCCUGGGGAACAAAUUAAGAAGCUUUGUCACCCUCAUGAAGAUGGAGCUGGAGCAGCGCGCAGAGACACACUCGCUUAGGAGUCAAGUUAAAUGUUUUAAUGUUAAAUGUGCCAUUUUAUUAUCAUUAGAUCGCUCCCACUUAAUGAAAGCGCAUUAGCGCAGCGUGGCUUUAUGGCAGCGAGCACCGAGCUUGGCCUGUGUGCUUCCAAGAGAUGGUGGGGAAAGGGAAACAACCUGCCAAGGAGCGAGGGGGGUCCCCAAGGUGCAGGGUGUCACUGGGGCAGGGCACAGCACGUGGCACAGGGACAGCACAUGGCCGGGACCGAGGCUGAGGCGCGCAGGCAGCCAGCAACGCGCACCAUCAUCUCCUCCGCGUUAAUUAUUUAACGCCAGCAGGCAGAGCCUCUGUCCCGCUGCUCAUCUGCAUAUUUAUGAAGAUUGAUAAAUGAUUCAGUGCUGGCACCCACGAGGGGUUCCCCCUCCCCUCCCCAGCACCCAUGGGUGCAGCAGGUUCAGGGAAGAGGCCAGGCUCGGCCUUUCCAUGAAGCCCUGUAUCCUUGCUGGGGCUGGAUGCAUUCCAUCAGACCCUUGCACCAUGCAAACACCCUCCAAAAACAGAGAGACCCCCCCAGGCACAUGAAGCAGGCAGCAGCCAGUAUCACCAGCCAGAAAUGACGUUUAUUUUCAUACUGAAAGUAAAGGGGGUGGGGGAAGAUGCACAGCUGGGCUAGUGCAAAACAGCCAGGCAGAGGUGGGGGGCUGGGGGGGUGACAAAAAUCCAGGUGGGCACGUGGGACCCUGUCCCCAUAUCCCCUUCCCGGCUGCCGGGUGGCUGCUCCCCAGGGCCCGGCCAGCGAGAGACGUCUUUGGCUCAACUAAAAGGGGUG